This is a messenger RNA of Myxocyprinus asiaticus (Chinese sucker), 7018 nucleotides long. RefSeq lists its product as uncharacterized. The record is from RefSeq and is a predicted model, not a curated record. Gene Ontology annotation, biological process: cell surface receptor signaling pathway; negative regulation of T cell proliferation; positive regulation of T cell proliferation. Lineage: Eukaryota; Metazoa; Chordata; Actinopteri; Cypriniformes; Catostomidae. The transcript has 7 exons. Bases 676 to 1977 code for a protein of 433 amino acids. Gene Ontology annotation, cellular component: external side of plasma membrane.
UAGCAAUGACAGACAAGUAUUACAUUCAAAAUAGCAGGCAAAAGGGUUUCAAAUCAUGCCAUUAGGAAAUCUUCUGGAUAAAAAUCAAGGGAAAUUAGAUAUGAGUGAUGAUGUGAUGAGAUGUAUAACAGGCAACAGGAUUGGAUUCGAGAAUUUCAGUUGGUGGCGGUAAUGCAAGCUGGUUUGCCAACAGCCAUUAACACACAAGAAGAAGAAACAAUUUUUUUUUGGCCCUGCUCGACUUCCCAGUUUACAGUUCUUCCGUUUAAAACAGUAGAAUAGUGAUUAUGUUGUUCAUGGCACUAAAGAUUCAGUUGAAUGCUUGAUUCUGUCUCUUGAGGACGCGUCUUGACAACGUCUUCGACGAAGCAUAUGCUUUUUUAGCGAAGACCCUCGAUCUACCCGGUAAUAUAAUUCGUUUUUAUACAUCGAUUGAAGCUGUAUUAUAAAGUUGAUCGGAAAUGUUAAGUAUGUGGACCAUAGUUUAGCACACUGUCGUCUCUGCUUAAUCCACGUGGGAUUUAGAAAGUGUUUUUUUUAUUUAUUUUAUUUUAUUUUAUUUAUUUUUUUUAUUUUUAGAAAGAACUGCAGUGCAAUAUUUUUAAAGCGCAGCGGAGAGGCCUUGGAAAGACAUUCUAGCGACCAAAUAACAGAGCAGAUGCCAUUAGACCAACCAUGAGGCCAUUUCAAUCUCCAUGGAGACAUAUUUUUCUCAUAAUAUUUUAUGUGCCCAUUUUAGCUGGAUUUUCAAUCCCUGUUGCAGUAAAUUUGAGGGAUACUGCUGUUCUCACAUGUAAUGAGACAUGUGAUGGAGCUGUUUUAUGGACAGCUAAUCGUGAAAACCUUGAGGUUUUAAAAUGUGUCCAAGAGCCUUGUACUGAAGGAGAUGGCUUUAAGAACAGAGUAAGUCUUUCAUCUGAAAAGAUCAAGCAUGGAACCCUGUCUCUCACCAUACAUCCUUCCCUGUACAAUGAUGAAGGCUGGUACGAGGCUUAUUGUGAUUCAGCAUUUGUAUGUAGAGUCUACUUGGAAGUUUUUGUACCCAACACUGUGAAUGCCUCAUUUGGAGACAAUGUCACGCUAUUCUGCUAUGCACGUACAGAGAAAAAUAUAGAUAAUAAUGAUGUAAACAUCCUGUGGAAAAGAGAAGAUCAAACAGUUUUGCAAGUUCAAAAUGGGAUAACACACCACGGUUCAGGCUUUGCAGGCAGGGUUUCAGUAAAUCACUACAGGGAGGGAGAUCUUUCCCUUACCAUACUUAGGGUCACCACAACAGAUAAGGGGUUAUACCGGUGCUAUCACAAAACACAAGAGGAACAUGGGCAUCCCGGAGCCAUCACUCUCAACAUUAAAGCUCACCAGCUUUCUCUUUCUAAAAAGUCUGGUGAUAAUCUCACCCUGAACCUGUUCAGCUCAGACCCAGCCACACUAACUUUCAACAAGUCAAAGGCAGCUGAGAUGCUGGUCUGCAGUGUGAAGAGAGGCAAAGCUACAUGCAGCCCUGGCUACAAUGACCGAGUGUCUGUCCUUAAUUACUCUCUUGUGCUGCAUGGGUUGACAGCAUCUGAUUGUGGGACAUUUACUGUGAAAGACCAGAUGGGUGAAGUCAUUAGUGUCAACACAGUCACUGUGGAGGGGCUCGCCCAAAGAAAUCACUUCAUAGCUAUAUCCGUACCAGCUGGUUUUGUUCUCUUUUGCAUUUGCCUUAUCGCCACAAUCUUUUGGUGUCAAUAUCAUAGAAAGACGCAGACACAGCAAAGGGACAUUUCACUGGUAAUCAGUCCAGCAUCAUUGAGCGAACCUGAACAGAUUGGAUUGUCAGAGCAGGAGACGGGCCAAAACAGUAUUUCAGAGCGGCCUCCCACUCCUCAUGCUCCUAUAGAGGAGACCACACCUUUGAUGCCUGUGAUGACCACUGAGAAGCAGGACAACAUUGCAGAGGAGAGAUCUACACACCUGGUAUUUUAUGGGGACUAAGAGUGGGAGAAACAAGUUAAACAAUAUAGGAAUGCAUUAAUGGAAAUUAUGAACUGCUUAAGUUUUCUCUUCUGCUGUCCUAUUGCAGCAUUUCUCAAACUGGGGUCUGCUGAAAAUUUCUGAAAUGUGAACAAAAAUACUCAACAAAAAAGGGCUCCAUGGUUUGAACAAUAUGCUCUGGUACAUUCUUUUUAAGGGCUUUCUUGGGGUUCUGCAUAACUGUGCCAAUGAACCGUAUAUGAAGAAAGUAGUCAACAAUGAGUAUGCUGGUCCACUUUAGCAAGUUUCAUGUGUAUAAAGUGGAAUUAAAAUGUUUAAUCAGGGUUUCCGCAGAUUUUAAAAAGUCUAAAUUCGCACUUCAGCAAAUUAAGGCCUUGAAAAGGUAUUAAAUCGGAGCAACAAGUCUUAAAUCAUAAGGUCAUGGCAUUAAAUGUUGUAUGAGGGAUUGUUUUCUCAUUGCGUUUAAGUAGGGUGACAAGACAUCCCAUUUUUAAGAGGUGUGUCCCGACAAUUCUCUAAACAAUGUAGAGGUGCUGGUCAUAUAAUUAGAAUAUCAUCAAAAAGUUGAUUUAUUUCACUAAUUCCAUUCAAAAAGUGAAACUUGUAUAUUAUAUUCAUUCAUUACACACAGACUGAUAUAUUUCAAAUGUUUAUUUCUUUUAAUUUUGAUGAUUAUAACUGACAACUAAGGAAAAUCCCAAAUUCAGUAUCUCAGAAAUUUAGAAUAUUACUUAAGACCAAUACAAAGAAAGGAUUUUUAGAAAUCUUGGCCAACAAAGGCUCCUUUUGCCUGAAUUACUGCAGCAAUGUGGUGUGGCAUGGAGUCGAUCAGUCUGUGGCACUGCUCAGGUGUUAUGAGAGCCCAGGUUGCUCUGAUAGUGGCCUUCAGCUCUUCUGCAUUGUUGGGUCUGGCAUAUUGCAUCUUCCUCUACACAAUACCCCAUAGAUUUUCUAUGGGGUUAAGGUCAGGCGAGUUUGCUGGCCAAUUAAGAACAGGGAUACCAUGGUCCUUAAACCAGAUACUGGUUGCUUUGGCACUGUGUGCAGGUGCCAAGUCCUGUUGGAAAAUGAAAUCUGCACCUCCAUAAAGUUGGUCAGCAGCAGGAAGCAUGAAGUGCUCUAAAACUUCCUGGUAUACGGCUGCGUUGACCUUGGACCUCAGAAAACACAGUGGACCAACACCAGCAGAUGACAUGGCACCCCAAACCAUCACUGACUGUGGAAACUUUACACUGGACCUCAAGCAACGUGGAUUGUGUGCCUCUCCUCUCUUCCUCCAGACUUUGGGACCCUGAUUUCCAAAGGAAAUGCAAAAUUUACUUUCAUCAGAGAACAUAACUUUGGACCACUCAGCAGCAGUCCAGUCCUUUUUGUCUUUAGCCCAGGCGAGACGCUUCAGACGCUGUCUGUUGUUCAAGAGUUGCUUGACACAAGGAAUGCGACAGCUGAAACCCAUGUCUUGCAUACGUCUGUGCGUAGUGGUCCUCCCCCACAUUUUUGAAUGGGUUUUGUUUCACAAUCCUCUCCAGGGUGCGGUUAUCCCUAUUGCUUGUACACUUUUUUCUACCACAUCUUUUCCUUCCCUUCGCCUCUCUAUUAAUGUGCUUGGACACAGAGCUCUGUGAACAGCCAGCCUCUUUUGCAAUGACCUUUUGUGUCUUGCCCUCCUUGUGCAACAUGUCAAUGGUCGUCUUUUGGACAACUGUCAAGUCAGCAGUCUUCCCCAUGAUUGUGUAGCGUACAGAACUAGACUGAGAGACCAUUUAAAGGCCUUUGCAGGUGUUUUGAGUUAAUUAGCUGAUUAGAGUGUGGCACCAGGUGUCUUCAAUAUUGAACCUUUUCACAAUAUUCUAAUUUUCUGAGAUACUGAAUUUGGGAUUUUCCUUAGUUGUCAGUUAUAAUCAUCAAAAUUAAAAGAAAUAAACAUUUGAAUGAAUGAAUAUAAUAUACAAGUUUCACUUUUUGAAUGGAAUUAGUGAAAUAAAUCAACUUUUUGAUGAUAUUCUAAUUAUAUGACCAGCACCUGUAUGUCCCGGUUUCAGCUGGUAGGCUCACUGAUUUUUUUCUAAUUAUAUUUAAUAUACUCAUUUUCCUUCUCGCUAUUGUCUUUAGUAUCGUUUGCAGAGAAGAGAAGCAAUUUUGAAGCAUCGCACGUUGAUUUGACGAUACUUUCAUUCUAGUCUUUCAGCAAAUCCGCUGAAAUAUAUCUGGUUACCAUGGCAAUGACGUCAUGCGCUUGGCGCAAGUUAGAAAUGUACCAAUAAAAACUAGUUUUCAACAACGAGCUCAAAAAGCUGAUCCAUUUCUUCGUGCAACACAUGGAUAUGUAAGCGAAUAUAUUUCUGUCACUGUUAAAGGUGCAUUCAGUAAUUCUAAUCCAAUACACUUUUUUGUCAAAUUCUGGAAAUAUCUCCUCACAGUCUGCUAGUUUUCCAUUCUGUGGGUGGGCUGAAAAAAAAUCUAGUAUUUGUAUGCAGCCCUUGCUCUGUAAAUGGGACAAAAACAAAGUGGAUCGGACAGAUCCACACAACACUACUCCAGCCAAUCAGCAACAGGGUGUGGUUCUUGCGCGUGCACAGGAUGGGGGGGUGGGGGCAAAGCGAGAGGGAAAUUCAUUAGAAGAGCGACGGCAAAUCUGGCUGAUGCGAACUUUCUAAACUCGAAUUGCUGAGAAACAGACCAAGAGAAAAAGGUCAGACGAAUAUAAACUAAAAAAGAAGGAUUAUGAUAAAUCGAGGGCGGAGCUUCCAAAGGAGCACUGAAGGGAGAGGUGUGUUUGUUUUGACAGUUGAGUUCGAAUAUCAACAGUGUUUCACAGGAAUCGCCGAGUGCACCUUUAAUGUUCGUAUCCCCACGAGCAUGGAAGUAAAUCAGACAAUGUCACAUUCAGACAGCUACACUGCACUUUUUACGUAGUGCAAGCACUUAAAUGUUGAGAUGCGGGGGUUGUAUUUUGAAUUUUAGGUUACAAUGUUGUGAAUUUUGUGUUAAAAUAUGUACCUGACAUGACAAGUAAUUUCAUAAUUACACAUGCUAUAUGACAUCAUAUGGAUAGGAUAGGCUACAUGAAACUAUAUAGCCUAUAGAGUUAAGUGUAGAAGUUUGCAUACCCCUUCUGUUUUUAUAAGUUUCCUCACCCCUUUCAGAAUGUAUGCAAAUAGCCUAUAAGAGAUAAAAGAUUAUAUGUUUUAUGUACUGCCCUUCAAAAGCUACAUAACACUAAAUGUACUCUUAUUUACACACAUCAUCCUGUUCAAAAGUUUGCACCCCUUGGUGGUUCUUGUAUUGCCUUCUUGAGCAUCAGUAAUUGUUUGCACCCUCUGUAAUUGUUGUGUAUGAGUCCCUCAAUUGUCCCAAGUGUCAAAAGCUGGAUCUCAAUCAUAUAGCCACUAAAGAACUCAAAUGUGUAGGAAAUGCUGAGAAACCAAAUAAUUGUACAGUACAGUAGCUGGAGGUUUUUUCUUAAGUGGACAUCAUCACUGCUCAGGAAAAAGCAGGGACUCAUGAACAAUUAUUACACAAACAGUCAUUAAUCAUCAAGAAAGCAACACACCAUAUUAGAAACCAAAGGAAUGUAAACUUCUGAACAGGAUCGUGUGUGUAAAUUCAGUUACUAUUUUGUCUUGUGGAGUAUAUGUGAGGAUCUGUUAUGUCAAAUAGCUUCUUCAGGGCAGUACUAAAUAAAAACAAAAUGAUCCCUCAUUUAAAAAAAAGAAAGAAAAUGAUAAUACACACACACACACACAUUUUGAGACUUUAAAAAUCUGGUCACUCUUGUUUCAUUUAUUUUACAGUGAAGACUGCCUAAUUUCUGCACCACAUGGCUUACAUUAGAUCGCUAAAUAUUCAUUGAACAAUAUACAGUAUAGGUGGCAGUAUGUGUUGCUUUAUCUGUCAGUAAGUGACACAGCAGUGUUGUAGAGGAAUAUAGCUGAUACAGCGGGUCUGAUCAGAAGGUUGGGAGCAGAGGUAUUCAAACCUUAAGGUAUUUUUUGUAAAAUGAGUUAAUGGAGAUCUGUUGAAAGUUGCAUUUUUAAAUUUUGAAGUGUUGCUAUAAAUAUGGUGCUCCCUAGGCAUUUACAUUUAGAGAACGUAUUGGCAUAUUGUGUUCCCUUCAGUUGAUUCCUUAAAUUGUAUUUAGUUGCACUUAAAAAGGGCUUUUAAAAAUUCUUAAACUUAGCUUCAUAAAACCUGCAGAAACCCUGUUUAUUGUAUUCAGGUAAAUAAGCUUAAAAUACAGUCCAUUAAAGUCAUUGGGUGUUGAACACCAAACAAAGCUAAGAAAUCACACCAAUACUCAGGUUAUUAGACUGCCUUCCAGAUAGCCACCAAACUGGCAUUAAUGUAAUUUUACUUGUUUACAAAUUAAUUAAUUAAUGGCUCAGGUAGAACAUUAUUUUUCCUUAUAUGACAUCUUAAAUCACUAGGGUCAAACCACUUACUGUAGUAAUGCCUAAAGAUCCAAAAUGGUGAGUCGGCGAAGCUGUUAUACUAGCCACAAAUGAAACCAUGUCCCAGAUGAUGUCAUAUGUGCUCAACUGAAAACCCAACAGUUUUCCUGUGCUUUUUCUCAUUAAGCAUUACUGUACACUGCACUUAUUUUCUUUACCUUUUGAUGAUUGCACUUUUCUUUUUUUUUGUUCUGCUUGUAAGCGUGGUUCAUUUAUAUUAGUUUAAUUUAAUUCAAUAUUUUUAAAUACUUUAUAUGCCUGUGUAUUUUUAUUAGCUUUGAUAUAACGAUAUAAACCACAUUACAUGAAUGCAAGUGUGAUUACAAAUCUGGCAAGAAAAUUACAAAAAAACAUAUUUGCAAAAGGUAAAAAUUACAAAUACUUUUGAAUGUCACUUUUCUUCACUUUUUUUGAAUUCUACCAAAAUCUUGGUGUACAUUAAAGUAGUAUUACAUUAUUUAUUGUAAGUUGUUUUAAACAGUUUAUUAAAUUACAAUUUUCUGUUCUCCUUUGGAUCCGAGUACAUGUUUAAUGUAAUGGGGUAAGACAAUAAAAAUUAAUAAAUCCUUGAAGAGGGAUUUUAAACUAAA